This is a messenger RNA of Anthostomella pinea, 1092 nucleotides long. The record is from the annotation of a GenBank genome assembly. Lineage: Eukaryota; Fungi; Ascomycota; Sordariomycetes; Xylariales; Xylariaceae.
AUGGUCCAGUAUAUCCACACCCCCUGGCGGGACCGGCAGGAGCUAUUGAGAGUCCGGCAGCAUAUCUAUCCUUCUUCUUCGUCUUCAUCACCAACGCCAUCGUCGACCAGCGCCAACGCCAGCGCCAACAACCACAGCAACAAUGACUUUGAUGGACGCAGCGAGGCCGACGAUGAUGAUGAUGACAACGACGAGCGAGAGACGACAGAGAGGGGCCAGCAGCACGCUGUCUCCCGCGUCUCCAUGUGGAUGCAGCGCGGCGGCUGCCCCCACUUGGUCGAGUCGACGGCCCUGCUGACGGCGGCCAUCCUCGGCGACGUCCACGAGACCAGGGGCGCGCGCGCGAGCUCGUCGGCUUAUGCGCUGCGCGCCGCGUACUCGGCGGCUUUCAGUCGUUUCGUCACGGGCCUCCUGGACAGCCAGCAGGACAAGCAACGCAAGCUGAGCAUGUACGCGCUCGCCAAGACGAUCGGGCUGCCGGCCACCUUUGUCGAGCUGCGCCACCAGGCUACGCACGAGCAGCUGCCGUCGCUGUCCAAGCUGCGCUCCGCGGCGCGCAAGGCCCUCGCCUGGAUCUGGGACUACUACUGGAAGAACCUGACCACCCAGGUGGAAGGGGAGGAGGAGGAGGGAGAUGGCGGGGUCGAGAAGGCGGACCCUUGUCGAGAGAUGCUGCUGAGAUGUCUGCGGGAGGACGAGGCGAUGGAGGAUGAGGUGCUGGAGAAGCUGCGAAGCCGGUGGGACGAUGCCGUCUUGCUUCGGACGCUGGCGGAUGUUGGGGAGGCCUCGGAGGAGCCCCGGAUUAUCCUCCGGUCGCUGCAGCUGUCUCGCGGGAUACUGGACGGAAGCCUUGCGAGCUCGCCGCCGGCUGCGGACCCGGAUUCAACUUGGGUCCCUGUGCAGAGGGAUUUCGACGCCGUUCGGGCCGAGCUGGAGAGCUUGGAGAACCAGCUCGAUUCAGCUGGGGCUGCUGAGAUUCAGUCUGCGGAGAGGGUUGUUGUCCCUGCUGCACCAGGCGAGGCGCCUGCUCAGACGAAGGGGUGGGCGAGGUAUCAGGGGACGUGGAGGCCGAAGCCUAUUGGGGUUGUGUAG